CGGAGAAAGCCCCAUUCUCCUCCUCCCUUCAGGCCCCGCCCAUAGCCCCACUUUAAAAGGCUUCCCGCCAGGCGUGUCUUUGCGAUAGCAUCUUUUCUUGAACGCGGGCCGGGGAGGUGACACUGCACAAUGGAAACAUUGGCUAUGGUGGCAGAUUCCUCCACGGAGGUCACCUCGAAACCUUCCCUUCUGGAAUCGAGUGAAGCUUCCCUCAGUGACGUAUCGCUGACCACUUCACCCAGUGUCGAAAACCAGCACACUGAGACAGCAGAAGAAAGUGAAGAGCCUGCAGAGAUGUUCCGUUCCAAAGCACCUACUACCUCGGGGCUGUGGACCACCAAGCGAGAUGGGGAAGUCAAGCUGAGGAUAGAGGAGAGUGGCAUUGGUGCCGAGAGCCCCAUGACGGUUCACGAGCUCUUCGAAGAGUCUGUCAAGAAAUAUGGUGAUUUUGCUGCACUGGCAACCAAGCAACAAGGCAACUGGACCAAGAUAACUUACAAGGAAUACUAUGACCUGUGUCGGACAGCAGCCAAAGGCUUCAUAAAGCUGGGGCUGGAGCGUUUCCGUGGAGUCUGCAUUCUGGGAUUCAACUCGGUGGAGUGGUUCCUGGCUGACAUCGGGGCAAUUCUGGCUGGAGGUUUUGCUGUUGGGAUCUACACCACCAACUCUCCAGAUGCCUGCCACUACAUUGCAGACAACUGUGGGGCCAACAUCAUAGUGGUAGAGAACAACAAGCAGCUCCAGAAAAUCCUGGAGGUGAAGAACAAACUUCCUGCUGUAAAAGCCAUCAUCCAGUAUGCUGAAGAAAUCAAAGAGGAAAUGCCAAAUCUCUACAGUUGGAAUGACUUCAUGGCCCUCGGCAGCAGCAUCCCCGAUGAACAACUAGACAAGAUCAUCGGCGCCCAGAAGCCAAACCAGUGCUGCACUCUGAUCUACACCUCGGGCACAACCGGGCAGCCCAAGGGAGUCAUGCUGAGUCACGACAACAUCACCUGGACAGCCAAGGCAGCAGGGCACUACGUGGGUCUAUCCGAGCCUCCUGAGCGCCAGGAGCUGGUGGUCAGCUACCUUCCACUCAGCCACAUUGCAGCCCAGAUGAUUGACAUCUGGUUACCCCUCUCAUUUGGAGCCCAGACAUCCUUUGCUCAGCCAGACGCUCUGAAGGGAACUCUGGUGGAAACGCUAAAGGAAGUGAGGCCCACGGCGUUCAUGGGAGUCCCUCGCGUCUGGGAGAAGAUGCAAGAGAAGAUGAUGUCUGUCGGGGCCAAGUCCUCAGCACUGAAGAAGAAAAUCGCAUUGUGGGCCAAGAUGGUUGGGUUGGAGACCAACCUUAAGCGGAUGAAAGGGUCUACAGAGAACCCCAUCAACUACCGCCUGGCCAAGUCGCUGGUCUACAAGAAAGUUCGGAAGGCCCUAGGCUUGGACCGCUGCACCAAAUGCUACACAGGGGCUGCCCCCAUCACCAAGGAGACCUUGGAGUACUUCCUGAGCCUCGACAUAACUGUUUACGAGCUCUACGGCAUGAGCGAGAGCACAGGGCCCCACACGGUCUCGCUCUCCGGGACGUACAGAAUUACGAGUUGUGGGAAAGAGAUCACAGGCUGCAAGACCAUGGUUCUCAAGCCAGACAGUGACAACAUCGGUGAAAUCUGCUUUGGAGGGCGGCACAUCUUUAUGGGUUAUCUGAACAUGGAAGACAAAACGAAAGAGGCGAUUGAUGACGAGGGCUGGCUCCACUCGGGUGACCUCGGGAAGCACGACGCAGACGGCUUUCUCUAUAUCACGGGGAGGAUCAAAGAGCUUAUCAUCACUGCAGGCGGAGAGAACAUCCCACCGGUUCCUAUUGAAGAUGCUAUUAAAGAGGCUGUUCCCAUCCUUAGCAACGUCAUGUUGGUGGGUGACAAGGCCAAAUAUCUCAGUAUGCUCAUGACUCUGAAGUGCAAAGUUGACUUUGAAACGGGGAUUCCCGAUGACGAACUCACUCCGGAAGUGGUCGCCUUUUGCCGUAAACUGGGUAGCCCAGCCACGAAGGUCUCGGAUAUCGUAGGAGGCAAAGACCCAGCUGUGUAUACAGCCAUCCAGAAGGGGGUCACGUUGGUCAACGACCAAGCCACCUCAAAUGCACAGAAGGUUCAGAAGUGGGUCCUUCUUGAGAAGGACUUCUCCAUCGCUGGCGGGGAACUAGGCCCCACAAUGAAACUGAAAAGGCCCGUGGUGGUCAAGAUGUACAAACAGCAAAUAGACCAGCUUUAUGCAGAACCAACAAGCACCACAUAGCCCUCCAAAUGGACACACUUCUCCAGCCUGCCUCUCAGACCCAUCUUUGCUUUCCUCUGCUGUCCUCUGUAAAUGUGACCCUGUGUUGCAUGGACUCUCUCCUCCUGAAAAGAGAGAAACACCAUCUUUUCUUGAUAAACAAGGUUUCAAUAAAGGCACCUCCCUGAACUCCCUUCACACUCCCUGAACUUGGCCUUUUUUCCAACCCACCCCCGAGUGUCUGGUUCCAAAACUUAAAUGGCACUAACUGCAGUUUCUGGGUUCAUUCUGAUAACCCAUCGGGGGCACCUGGAUGUGUUUCUAAAAUGGCACGACAGCUCUGCAGUUCUAGGUGGCUGGCUGAAGAUGGCACAAGAUGGCACCAAGAAUCUCUUCCACCAAAGUCGGGGUCUUUCCUAGCCCAUCUGAAAUGAAUGUACAGAGAACCCAAUUCUCUUCCCAGAAUUAAGGGUCUUCUGCGAUGCUUUUACUCUCUCUGUGUGUGUGUGUGUGUGUGUGUGUGUGUGUGUGUGUGUAACUUGUCAGGGUGUACAGACUAUACAGAAUUUCUCUCGGGGCAGGGCACCUUUCCCAUCCACCCCACCCCCCCAGCAAUCCAAUGAGAUGAUUACCAUGAAGGUAAUUCCCUGGGCUGGGACAACUCGUGAAUGAGCAUCACUUGCCCUGUGCAAUAUUGUGUAGCUUUUUAUUCAGAGGAGCAGACUGGCCUUCCUGGAACUUUGAAGUCGUCAUAAAUGGGUGGUUAUUGUCCACUCCAUGCAUAUGUGGUAGAGUAUUUGGCAUAAACUUGUGCACUAGCUGAAAUCCUCACUUUAGCCUGGGCAUCUGGCUACAGAACUCUUGAUUUUUUAGAUAGACUUGUGUAUGUGUGUCGGUACUACAGUUCUUACGGUGGGGGGCGGGGGAUUGAGAAGACCGCAUACUCUUCUGGGACCAUUUGAGCAAGUUCACUGGUGGAAAAUUGGAGGCUGUUCCUGGCAGCCCUUUCUGACACUCAGUCUAAAAAGCUGCAUGUAUGCUGGUGUAGUAAACAACUCAGGAACAUAGAUGGGGGUGCGGGUGAGAAUAGGUGAGUGUUGUGUACUUCUAAGGAAGCUAGUUAUUUCUGUGUCUGCAAGGGCUCGGCCUGCGUUUGUGCUGUGAGACUUAUCUGCGCCCUGCACUGGUGUCCUUAUUUGUAUGGAUCAAAUGAUUAUCAGCCUAGAGGAUCCUAGAAUGUAUACUGUGGAGUUCAGAAAUUGCAUAGAUAGCUUAAUUCUAUCAUGUUGAGGUGGAUUGCGUCAUACAGGGGGGAGGAGGGAAACCACAAUCUCCCCAGAAAAGAGGGAAUCUGGAAUGUACUAGCUAUGAAUGCAAUAAUUGUGGAUGGGGAAAUUUGUCCAAACUGUCUCAAAUAUGGGGUUAAAUGCUUAAUGCAGCUGAAAAAUAGUGUGAAGAAUGUUGCCAGUUAUGUUUAACCAAAAAAAAGAGCUCUGGAAAUCAUGUCUGUGGGACAAUGUUAAUAUCCCCUAUCUCAUUUGGAAUGAGUGUGUAAUAAAUUAUCUGAAUGGC
This is a messenger RNA of Hemicordylus capensis (graceful crag lizard), 3828 nucleotides long. It is a transcript of the gene ACSBG2, whose product is annotated as acyl-CoA synthetase bubblegum family member 2. Gene Ontology annotation, molecular function: long-chain fatty acid-CoA ligase activity. The transcript has 15 exons. Lineage: Eukaryota; Metazoa; Chordata; Lepidosauria; Squamata; Cordylidae. Gene Ontology annotation, cellular component: membrane; endoplasmic reticulum. The record is from RefSeq and is a predicted model, not a curated record. The coding region runs from base 130 to 2277 and encodes 715 amino acids.